This is a messenger RNA of Galleria mellonella (greater wax moth), 2922 nucleotides long. RefSeq names its product serine proteinase stubble (gene Sb). The coding region runs from base 229 to 1965 and encodes 578 amino acids. The record is from RefSeq and is a predicted model, not a curated record. Gene Ontology annotation, molecular function: serine-type endopeptidase activity. Gene Ontology annotation, biological process: proteolysis. NCBI's taxonomy places the organism in Eukaryota, Metazoa, Arthropoda, Insecta, Lepidoptera, Pyralidae. The transcript has 10 exons.
CGGCUCAGAGGCUCAGUUGAGUCCGCGCAUUUGUAACGCAAGCACGCGCCUCCCACGCAGUCGCGUACAGCUGAUCAACACGCGUCGUGCAAGUGCUAGCAAACGCAUCUGUGAUAGUGACAUGGUUCUGUGUAUACAUUGGAUUCACUAAUCGUAUCAUUAGAAAAGUUGUGUGUGUAGCGCAUGCUGCACGUGCGGUGAUGCGCCGCGAGCGCACGGGAUCGACACAUGCAUGCCGCCCGCGCACCCGGUGUGGUUGUGAUGACAUGGUGGUGGGCGAUCGCGCUGCUAGCGCUAGCGACGCCCGCCCUCCCCGCGCCCAGGGCGGGCAACGGUGAGCUAUUUUACAGUUAUCAAAUGUCCCGCAAGUCGUGCGUGGCGGGCGGUGCGCGCGGCGCUUGCAUGUGGGUGCAGGAGUGCAACCGUGUGGGAGGCACGCACGCCGGCGUGUGUGUGGACGGCUUUAUGUUCGGCUCGUGUUGUCGACUACCGGACACGCCGGUCAGUGUCGGAGAAACAUCCAGCUCAGUUACAGUCACGGACAAACCAUAUACGCCAUCUAGUAGUACGCAAAGUACAUCAUCUCAGCCAUCCGAAAUAUCAACACAAAGCACAGCGCGGCCAAAUUGGCAAACACAGCGGCCGUCGUUCAUGACUAAGCCGAUAGAUGGCGCGCCGGCCUCCUACAGCUAUCGGCCGCCAGAAAUCAAUUUACCUUCAUUAGGCAAUUUAGAUACAAGUAACGAACAAAAUAGUGAUAUAGUUAAUAAAAUAUCUUAUAACAGUGUAAAUAAGUACCAAAAUGUAAAUAGGCCGAGCGAAGUGGAAACUAGUCCCCACAACAAGAUUUCGUCUAGUCUUAGCUUAAUGCCUGGCGCGCGACCUAUGGCCGUCUCUGAACAGCAUGCCGAAAAUAGUAUAUCGUCAGCACAAUUCAUGUCGAGACCAAGUAACCUGAACACGAUUCACUGGCAAGCAACAACUGAGCCGUCAUUCAUAACCAAACCUCGACCGUCCUGGGAGAAGCCAGCCGGGAAGCCGAAACCGACCAAGAAGUUCACCACAACCACUAGUAAACCCCACAAGAACUAUGUGAAACCAAAGGACCCAGCUAUCAACAUGAUAAACAAGACAGACGACUCCACAUCACCCCCCAUACAGACAACAGCAGCGACGAGCAGUGUGGAAUGUGGUGUAACCGCCAUGUGGCCUCGACCUGAGCAGCGCAUCAUGGGCGGCAAAGACUCCAGCUUCGGCCGCUGGCCAUGGCAAGUCUCAGUGCGGCGGACCUCCUUCUUCGGUUUCUCAUCCACCCACCGGUGUGGUGGUGCCAUCAUCAAUGAAGGCUGGAUAGCUACAGCCGGUCACUGUGUUGAUGAUCUCCUGACAUCACAAAUCAGAAUACGUGUCGGGGAAUAUGAUUUCUCAUCGGUGUCCGAGCAGUAUCCGUUCGUAGAGCGCGGAGUGGCUCGCAAAGCGGUCCAUCCGAAGUACAAUUUCUUCACUUAUGAAUACGACUUAGCUCUUGUGAAGUUGGAGGCGCCCGUACAAUUUGCUCCUCAUAUCUCGCCGAUAUGUCUGCCGGCGUCUGAUGACCUGUUGGUAGGAGAGAACGCUACUGUUACCGGUUGGGGGAGGCUUUCUGAAGGUGGCAUAUUGCCGUCGAUUUUACAAGAGGUACAAGUUCCGAUUGUGUCCAAUGAACGUUGCAAGUCAAUGUUCCUCCGAGCUGGUCGACACGAGUUUAUUCCGGAUAUAUUUUUGUGCGCGGGACAUGAACGGGGUGGACAUGACUCUUGCCAGGGAGAUUCUGGAGGUCCCUUGCAGGUAAAAGGAAAAGAUCAAAGGUACUUUUUGGCUGGCAUCAUCAGUUGGGGAAUUGGUUGCGGUGAGGCGAACUUACCAGGGGUCUGUACAAGGAUCUCCAAGUUUGUGCCUUGGAUAUUACAAACAGUGAACUCGUAAUUCCUGGACAUUAUACCAAACGUGAUUGUGUUUGUCUACGAAGCGAAAGUGCCUAAACUGUGGACGAGUGAUAUUCAAAAGCGGUAACGGAAGAGUUAUGCGAAUAAACGAACUAAAAGGAUUUUAAGUGCAAGUUACCUUCAAAAAUGUUGAUUUAAUUCAACGUUUUCUGAGGCGUUUUUAUAAAAUUGUCCAACCGAGAGCUAAACAGAACUCGCUAUUACGCGGAAUUCUGUAUUCCCAAUGUAGCUUCACAACGGUAAAUUCACACGGCUUGAACAAUAAUAAACGCCUUCACAAUGACUGCUUAUUACCAAGGUUUUAUGAUUUAAUGCAGCGUUAUAUAUUUCUGCCUUAAUCGCUUUAAAGUACGUCCAAGACAUUUUAUGUAAAUAAACAGAAUUGUCUAUAAGAUAAGGUCUUUAAUAAUAUUGUUUGUAAACUAAGUUGUUACUAUAUAGAAAUAAUUAUUUAAGUAGUGCGUUAAUUUUUUUUUUUUUCUGUAAAUACUAUAUACGUAUUUUCUUGUCUUGCCUUAUUUAAUUAAGAUUUGUAUCUUAUUUUACAGUAUUAUUAAUAUGUUAUAUAGCUGUUUGAUUCAUAUGUUGUUUUGUAUUGUAAAUACUUGAGACAUUUGUAAUUAGGUAUUGUAAGUUCCUUUCUUGCAACGCGGUACUUUUGUUAUUCGAAUUUUUGUAAGCUUUACUUUGCCAACCUCUAUGACAUUAUUGUAAAAUUGUAAUUUAUCGACCGGUGCUGUGACAGUAUGUGACAGUAAUUACCAAAUCAUACAUCUAUAUCGUGAAUUUAGUAAUGAUAAAAACAAUCUCACUGAAGUGAUGUUUGACUGUUGUAUAUUCUAUAGCGAUUUUGUUUGAAUGAAUAGUUUAUGAUGAUGUUGACUUCAUAUUGUUCGUUUGCACAGAAGUUUGUUAAUGAUUAAAUAUUGAAAUAACU